AUGGCCAUUUUUGUGAGCACAAACAACACAAUCUAUGUUGCUAAUCGAGAAAAUAACACAAUUGUAAUAUGGCACGAAGACAGUGUCAGUCCAAAAAAGAUCAUUCCCGGUAAUUUUACAAGAUCCUAUUGUCUCUUCGUGACAUCAAAUGGUGAUAUUUAUAUUGAUGAUGGUGAAAGGAAUGGUCGAGUGCAGAAAUGGAUAGCAGAAGCAAGUACCUUUAUUACGGUGAUGAAUGUCAGUUCACGAUGUACUAGUUUGUUUGUUGAUAUCAAUGAUACUCUUUACUGUUCAAUGAACGAUCAUCAUCAAGUAGUGAAAAGAUCAUUAAAUGAUGCUGUGAUGAAUGCAAAUCGUAUUGCUGCUGGAACAGGUAUGAAAGGACCACACUCGGAUCAUCUCAGUGGUCCUCUUGGAAUCUUUAUCGAUGUGAAUUUCGAUUUAUAUGUGGCAGAUUCUUUCAAUGAUCGAGUUCAGUUAUUCCACUCAGGAGAAUUAAAUGGUACUACAGUGGCUGGAAGCUUAACGUUCCCUCGAACAAUUACACUUCUUUUACCAAGUGCAAUUGUAUUAGAUGCUGAAAAAUACUUAUUCAUUGUGGAUGAAGGCAGUAGUCGCAUUUUUCGUUCAGGCUUGGAUGGUUUUCGAUGUUUAGUUGGAUGUUAUGCAGUAAGUUCAAAAUCCAAUCAAUUGAAUAAUCCAGUUGGUUUGAGUUUCGAUCAUUCUGGAAACAUGUUUGUUACUGAUCGAGGAAAUGAUCGAAUUCAAAAAUUUAAGUAUUUAAAAAAAUCUUGUGGUACUCCAGUAAAUAUUCAAUUGAUAUAUUCAUCAAAAUUAACUCAUGAUAGCCCAACAUAUUAUCGAGAUUGUCAAGUACCACAAUGUCAUUAUGAAACUUUACAAAUUCAUGUUAAUACAGCGGGUUUGUAUAUCCUUUGGAGUGAAAGUAAUAUUAAUCCAUAUGCAUAUAUCUAUAAAAAUGAUUUUAAUCCUCUAAAACCAUCUGAAAACUUACUUCUGUCACAUGACGGCACAUGUAAUGAUGGUCAAUUCAAAUUAAUUAUCGAUCUUGAGAUCAACACUCGAUACGUAUUAGUCGUAACAACACACUAUUCUAAAAUAAUUGGGAACUUUUCUGUUUAUAUCUCUGGACCAAACAAUGUCAGUCUUAGUCCUUUCAGUAAGUAUUUAUAUGAUUCAUUCGAUAACAAAUAUGUAAUGGCAUGA
This is a messenger RNA of Adineta steineri, 1227 nucleotides long. The record is from the annotation of a GenBank genome assembly. Lineage: Eukaryota; Metazoa; Rotifera; Eurotatoria; Adinetida; Adinetidae.